GUUAUAGUAUGCUUUUACCCUCCAUUUUCUAUCAUCUUAGAUAGUUCUAUUUACUUAACCAACUAACCAUUAAAACCACUAAACUCAAUCAGGUUUCACUAUUCCUGUCUAUGCCUUUGACCUAUUUGUCCCCUGUUCUCAGUGGGUGAGAAAUGACUUGAAGAUUGUUAGGGCAAAUUAAGAAUUCCUGAGACUAUGCUUUCAAUGACUUAAUCGUCAUCAGACAGAUUUGCAUUACUACUAUUGGUCCUUAAUAUUUUUGUGACCAUGUUGUUCGAGUGACCUUCGCAGCACAUAACCAAUCAUCACUGUUAAUAGUCAAGCUAUUGAUACUUAGUAAGUGAAUAAUUGGUCAUACAGUUUGUUGAUCGGUUAUCCGAAAAAUGUCAGUGAACAAGAGUUAUAAAUAGCUGUUUCACUGAAUGAUCGACAUUAAUUCAGUAAGUUAACCUUCCACAAGUUGUCUUUUGUAUCCCUAUCUAGAUUUUUUAGAUUGUCAGACGUAAAUUUGAUAAUUUUUAUAAUCUCUAAUAUAAGGCCACACAUUUUUUAUUUGUAACGUUCUAUGUGUAAUUACAUUUACAAUCAAGUACUAGUGUUUAUCGGGACUGAAUGUGGACAGAUGUUGUUAGGUGGACAGUUGAUGCUGUAGCGGAAAUAAAUCCUCAAAAUAAAUAGCUCUGUAAGUUUUCGACAUUGGAUGCUGACCAUAUGUUUUAGUGGACUCAUCUAGCUGAAGGCGCUCGGUCAUGCAUCCGCACCAGAUCACGUGUGGUAACGCCGUGCUCAACAUCUACCGCAAUCGCUAGCCAGAUUACAUCAGAGAAUUCCGAUAUAUUGGUUAUCGCCAAACAAACUCUUCCGAUCUCCUCGACUCUGUCUUUUGAUUUCUCUGGGUGGGAACGAAAUAUAUUAGAGGGUGUUACUGGUAAAAGCGUUGUCAAACACUGAAUACCUGUAACAUCAUCAUUGGUGAGCCCGACGUGAUCUGGUACACCUAUUUGCAACUGUGAGUCUGUUCCUUUUUGGGAUUUUUAUAUAUCAUUGCCUUAUUUUUUAUUUUUUUAAACAUUGUGAUUUUUUUCGUAAUUUUUCUUGGAUAUAUAUAUAUUUUCCCCUCGUUCAUUAUCGUACUUCAUAUUUCAUCAUGACUGAACAGACACCUAAAGUACUCAAGCUUAAGACUUUGUCCCCACCUUCGUUUCAACUCAUGCCUUUCUGGCCCGACAACAUCUAAGCCUGGUUCUGCUACGCAGAAACCGACUUCCACGAGCACGGCGUGAUCGACACACGUGCACAAUUCCUCGCAGUAGUCAAGGCACUACCGCGAGAAUUCAACAGGUACGUACCACCUAGCAUGUUUACUAGUGUUGUUUCUGAACCUUACGAAACCUUAAAACGUUCAAUUCUUAAACGAGGGGACCUAACCGAUCGACAAAGGUUAGAUCAACUCUUUAAUAACAUCGACCUGCAGCACGGUUCUGCGACGGACGUGUUGCGAAGGAUGAGAGAGUUUAUAGGCCUAAGAACUUUCGACAAAGGCCUAUUCAAACAACUUUUCGUGUCUAAACUUCCCAAACACGUGCAAGCGAUUCUGGUCUCGUUUCAGAACAACGCCUUAGACGAACUGGCUGCAUCAACCGAUCGUAUCUUAGAGAUUACGAAAUCUACUACCGAGGAUUUUCCAGUCAAAGAAAACCCUCAAACGUCUCAGAACGACAUAACAGAGUUAUGUCAUACACUCACGCGUUAUUUGAAUCUUCGUAACGACCGUAAGCGACCACACACACCACGUAGAAGCAUUUCACGUAAGCGAUCUGUCUCUAGACCACGAGAGACGGAUAACCCCGACUGAUGCUGGUAUCAUAACCAGCAUGGAAAGUCUUCCAGAAAUUGUAGAAAACCCUGCAAUUUUCCCAACUCAAAACCGACCGUAGCCGGCGAACAUAGCCGUCUGUUAUACGUCACAGAUGUGACAACGAGAGUUCGCUACCUCGUCGACACUGGCGCAGAAGUUAGCGUUCUCCCAGCGGAUCCCAACAACCGGCCUCACGAACCGUUUUUAAAUCUACAGGCGGCAAACGGAAAACCUAUCGCUACGUAUGGCAAAAGGUACGUUUACCUUAACGUGGGUUUACGCAAACCCAUUCACUGGAUUUUCGUUGUUGCAGAUGUUUCUAUGCCAAUCAUUGGUAUGGACCUUCUACAACACCAUAAUCUGAUCAUCGAUACUUGCAAACGGAGGCUAGUAGACGGAAACACUAAUUUAUCCGUUUGCGUAACUUCCUUCUCUGGUUGUAGAUUAUCCCCAGCCACAAUUAAGCAUAUGAUAGACCCACUUUAUCAGCCACUACUCGAUAAGUACCCGGGGAUACAACAAACUCAACCGAAACUACCGUGUGUAACCAGCAAUGUUACACAUCACAUCACGACUACAGGACCACCUGUAUUCUCUAAAGCACGACGACUAGCUCCUGAAAAGCUAAGGUUAGCGAAAAACGAAUUCGAUCACAUGAUAGAUUUAGGAAUCAUACGACCAUCAAAUAGCCCUUAUGCAUCUCCGUUGCACAAUAAAUCGUCUGGACCACCACACUACUAUUGGUUCCUAUUGUUUCUGUGACCAUGUUGUUCGAGUGACCUUCGCAGCACAUAACGAAUCAUCACUGUAAAUAGUCAAGCUAUUGAUACUUAGUAAGUGAAUAAUUGGUCAUACAGUUUGUUGAUCGGUUAUCCGAAAAAUGUCAGUGAACAAGGUAAGUGAUAUUGAUUGUACCAUGAAACUGAUUCACUUCAGAGUUAUAAAUGGCUGUUUCACUGAAUGAUCGACAUUAAUUCAGUAAGUUAACCUUCCACAAGUUGUCUUCUGUAUUUCUCUUUAGCUAGAACUAUAACUAUCAUGUUGGUUGUAAGUAUUCAAACUAGUUGCUAAUUAAGAAUUCCCGAGACAGUGCAACCUAAGGAAGGUAGAACUAGAUGAGCACAACUGAACGUAUUACAUCUUUGAUCGACUAGUCCGUUUAGAGAUAUAAGGCAGUAAUCAUCAUUGAGAAUGUCAAUCAAUUUCGGACAGUAGAUCUUAUGGGAAUAAAACGCCGUCAUCAGUUUUACUUAAAUUUAGGUUCAUCGAAAUAACGAAUUGGUUAAUUGGAUACUGUAAAUGAUAAUUGAGUAUAUAAGUGGCUGGGGAUAAACUUCACCUAUUCAAGUGGCCUAGGUCAGUCAGUCAGUCAGUAACAACGUAGAACUUCGUACGGACGUACAUCAUUUCGAGUUGCCACAACACAUUAGCACAGAGAUGCAGCUGUCGAUUCAAAUCCCGUAGUGGUAGAGGUAGUAAGCGUAUAAGCCGUAAUCGGAAAGAUUAGGGUUUAAAGAUGUUAUUCAAGUAGUAUAAUACAGUGAAAUAAUUUAGGAAGAGGAAAAAAGGGACAUGAAGAAUUCAGAAGAUUAGAAUUUGGGAGAAAACAAAGAGUUGAUGCACCUGCGCACACCAUUACAAACGAUUUUGAGCCAUAUCACUCAGGGUCUCUAACCAUCAGAUGCUAUCAUCUCGCGGUCCCUAACCAGGUAGUCUACAUCUACCAACAUGACUCAGUCAUGGAUUUGUGCCAUGUUUUGGUCUGGCCACCCCCGGCUUUCUUCCAACCUACUCCUAUACCACUGAACAUAGCACGUCAAGGCAGUCGGUCGUUGGGCAUACGUAACACGUGUCUCAGCCAAUGUCAACUGAUGAAAUUUCACUACUUCAUCAAUCGAUUUGCCAUCCUUACCUAGUACCCGUUUCCUAACAACUGCGUUACUUACUUCAUGGUCCCAGGAUAUACGAGCAAUGUUUCGAAGACACCUAUGAUCGAAUACUAGUAACCUACGAAUAUCCUCUACUCUUACCGGCCAUGUUUCACUGCCAUGAAGUAGGACGGAACGAACUGCGCAGUAAACCCGUCCUUCGGUUGAUAGACGGAUAUCUCGCCUACGCCAUAAAUGACGCAAGUUUGCAAAAGCUAGUCGAGCCUUCUGUAUCCGUGCUGAGAUUUCGUCACACACCAGACCACAAGGGCUGAUGAGACUUCCAAGAUAAAUGAAACGAUCGACACUCUCAAUCACUUCACUCCCUAUCAUUAGUUCGGGUGUCAAUGCAACCCAAUCCUGAAGCAACAUUUUGCAUUUCGAGGGAGAGAAUCUCAUGCCGAACAUGCUUGGAUUGUUGCUUAGAGUGGUCAGAAGACUGUAUUUUGUCAGCGUCUUCACCAAAUAGAACUAGAUGUGUAUCGCAAUCUGUAAUUGUGGUUUUGUUUUCGUUUAUUUGGUCAUUCAAUUGUAGAUAUUUUGGUUAAUUUCUAUUAUAGAAUUAUUUAAGGUAUGCCUUUUGCCAUGUUGUGAUUUUUCUUUCAUGAGGACUGACUGCCUUCUAAUUGACACGUCUGUAGCAUGAGUGUGUGGUAUUUUCGUGUUGAAAGUUCCAUUUUCCAUAUAAGCCAUCAAAAAUUACAGAUAACGAAACAUGAUCUCCAUCGUAGAUUAAGACAGUGUAAAUAAUAAUUCCCAGUUCAUCUUAGUUAGUCGCUUGGUCUAAGAUCGAAAUGGCGAACGAGAAUGGGGUAUAUUCCCAACAAUAAAACUUGCAGGUUGCAUAAUGUGGAUACCUUUAGACUUGACACGCCUGAGUUGUGUACUUGAUAAAUGAGUUAAUAAUUAUCAUUCCACAUUUAACUUUAAUUAUGAAGUUUACCACUUAACAUCCUCUUGAUUAUUUAUAAUCAAAGUGAAAAAAAACGUUUAUCAGUCUUUUCGCACUGAAUCGCAUAAAUAUGUAUCUAUAUCUACAGAGUUAAGGAUAUUGAUGUUACUUAUGUGGUGAGAUCUUUAUAACUAAUUUUGAAUGCUGUUUGUUACCCGACUAUCUAGGCAGUUGGUGUUGCAGGAGAAGUUUGACCUAUCUAACUUACUAUAAACUAUUGUUGUGAAAUUCACUUAGAUAAACUAAACCCUAAUAUGCCCCCAGAUGCCCUGGUACGGCCGAGAGUGGGAGAGUCCACUCUCCCUCUCGAAACGCUCUCGCACGCCCACGCGUAUAUAGCCUCUGCCGGGAAAGUCCUACUCACUGCCUUCUCGUGGCGGGAGUGUUGUUUACGAAAAUGAGAGGACGAAAAGCGAAUGUCCGGCUCUUUAACCGGAUUCCAAACCAAUGCUGCACAUGGGCUCCAGUAUCCUGCUAGAACAAAUGGCGUAUGAACCAAUUGUUGGUCACCGGCUUCCAUGGGACUGUAUCUCUUUACGAUGCUCCACUGCCUUGUGGAUCAGACCUUCAGGUAGAAGGCUCGGGGUGUGGCCCCCUGAGAAAACCACCUGAUUCGGUUUGGGUACCCGGGCAGUAUCACAGCCCUCACACAUAUCGAAUGAGAUUUGUGUGGCGCAUAUGUAUUUAGUGCCUCCUUGUACCAAUAUCUAUGUGUUAAAAUAAAUAAUAAAUAAGUCCUAAUAUGUUUAUUGUACUCAAUAUUUGGAUUUGGUGUAAUUGUCAUUUUGCCCUUGAACUUUCGGUUGCAUCCGCGCAAUUAAGUUUUUACAUCGAUUCUUGAUUCCUUACUUACGUCUGUUAUUCCCAAUGGAGCAUAGGUCACCGACCAGCAUUCUUUAAACCAUUCUGUCCUGGGCCUUCCUUUCUAGUUCUAUCCUAUUGUUAUUCAUUCUUCUCAUAUCUGUCUGCAUUUCUCGGCGUGAUGUGUUCUUUGGUCUUCCUCUUUUCCUUUGGCCUUGAUAGUGUCUGGCCAAUGGAUCCGAAGUAUUUUGCGUAGACAACUGUUAAUAAACACUUGUAUCUUCUGGAUGAUGGCUUUCGUAGUUCUCCAAGUUUCCGCCCCAUACAGUAGAACUGUCUUGACAUCUGUAUUGAAACUUCUAACUUUGGUGUUGAUUGACAGUUGUUUUGAGUUCGGGAUGUUCUUCAGUUGUAGAUAUGUUGCUCUUGCUUUGUCGAUCCGCGCCUUCACAUCUACAUCAGAUCCACCGUGUUCAUCAACGAUGCUGCCCAGAUAUAUAAAGGUUUUUAUAUCUUCCAAAGCUUUUUCGUCAAGUGUGAUUCGAUUGUUGCAUGUUGUGUUGUAUCGGAGAAUCUUGCUUUUCCCCUUGUGUUUGUUGAGACCUACUGCUGCUACACUGGUCUUCUCCUGCAUUUGUUGUUGUGUUUGCGAUAGAAGAGCCAGGUCAUCUGGAUCGUCCAACUGCAUCCACUGUAUCCCAUGCUUCCCCACAGAUGUUAACGUCUUCAUGAUCCAUUCGAUCACCAGGAGAAAGAGUAUGAGUGAGAGUAAGCAACCUUGCCUGACACCGGUGUUUACUUCGAAUAAAUCUUUGCGCUGUUCUGCAUGCACGAUUUUGCAGUUUAAUCCAUCGUAGGAGUUCCGUAUGAUAUUGACUAUCUUCUGAGGCACGCCGUAGUUUCGAAGAAGCCUCCUUAGUGUUGUUCUGUCCAUGUUAUCAAAUACUUUCUCAUAGUCAAUGGAGUUGAAGUAGAGUGAUGAAUUCCAUUCAAUUGACUGUUCCACAAUGAUCCGUAGAGUUGCGAUUUGGUCUGUACACGAUCGAUCCUUACGGAAUCCAGGCUGUUGGUCUUCCCCCGACCGUUGUUGCUACCUCACUGGACGCAAAAAAGCCACAUUAAAAAGACCCAUUAGAACUGAAUUGAGCAGUGAGAAAACCAAAAGUAGGUUCCAGGAACAACUGAGGUCACAAUUAGGUAGUUCUGAAAACGAGGUUGACCCAGAUGUUGCUUGGAAAGCUAUAAAAACAGCUGUGGAAACAGCAGUGACAUCUAUUAGUGAUUUAAACCACAGGGUUACAAAGAACCAAUGGAUUUUCUCAAGGUCUAUUGCACUGAUGUAUUCUCGUAAACUCAUCCCAUCAGGCUCUGAACAUAAUGAAGAGCGAAAACAAAUCAGAUCUAGGUUAGGCAAAAGUCUAAGGAACGAACGUGAGCAGUGGUGGUCAGCGAAAGCAAAAGAGAUGGAAAAGGCGGCGGCUAUAGGGAACACAGACUAAUAAAAGAAACUGGAAUUAAUAAAUCAAGUGUAAGUCAGACUAUUUCGGAAAAAGACGACACCCUCAUCUGCUCUCAGUCCAGACGUUUAGAACGAUGGGCGGAACAUUUCAGAGAACAGUUCAGCUGACCUUCAGCUACUCUUAAACUAUCCUCCAUUCCCAGACAGUGUGAAUGGAACAUUGAAGUAGGUCCCCCAACUCUAGCAGAAGUUCAAAAGGCUAUAGUUAAUCUGAAACGAGGAAGGGCAGCUGAUCCAGAUGGAUUGGCUCCAGAAGGCUGUCCACUUUCUUCAUUUUUGUUUAACUUCAUCAUAGACCUACCGAUGGAAAUAACGUUCUCGUCUACUGAAUUCUCAGGUAUUGACCUCCUUCCAGGAGGUCCACUUAUCGACUUGGAAUACGCAGACGACAUAGUCCUGUUUGGUGAAGACACUGAUAAAAUGAAGAGUCUUCUGGUGGCACUAAGCAACUAUACCAGAAUGUUUGGAAUGAGCUUCUCUCCCUCUAAAUGCAAGUUGUUGCUUCAGGACUGAUCUGCGUCAACAUCUGUACUAAGGAUAGGGAGUGAAGUAGUCGAACUUGUUGACAACUUCACUUAUCUUGGACGUUUGAUCAGCCCUAAUGGGUUAGUGUCUGACGAAAUCUCAGCACGGAUUCGAAAAGCUCGUUUGGCUUAUGCCAACUUGCGUCACCUAUGGCGAAGGCGAGAUAUCCGUCUAUCAAUAAAAGGACGAAUAUACUGCGCGACAGUCCGUUCUGUUUUAAUUUAUGGUAGCGAAACAUGGCCAUUAAGAGUAGGAGACAAUCGUAAGCUACUAGUAUUUGACCACAGAUGCCUUAGAAAUAUUGCUGGCGUCUGCUGGGAUCACCGAGGGGUAGGAAAUAGUGAGGUUAGUCGUAGGGUAUUAGGGAAUGAUGGUAAAUCAGUUGAUGAGGUUGUGAAUCUUCAUGGACUGAGAUGGUUGGGCCACGUGUUACGUAUGCCUGAACACCGAUUACCACGACGUGCAAUGCUAACCGGUGUAGGGGAUGGUUGGAAGAAAGUUAGGGCGGCCAAACCAAAACGUGGUAUCAGUGCUUGAAGACACUAACCUCUAGUCUGAGCCAUGUUGGUAGAUGCAGACUACUUGGUUGGGGUCCGCGUGACUUUCGUAACCAAUGGUUGGAGACUCUUGGUGACAUGGCUCAGAAUCGAUCACAAUGAUGUAGGUGUAUACACUCUCUGUCUUCCCUUAAACUAAGAGAUUAAAAUCACUUCAUAUGUUUCUUUCUACGAACUAAUUCUUUUUUCCUGUACUAUAUCCUUAUGUACAAUCUUCUUUUUAUAUAUUACCACCUCUGAAUUAACUAAUUUUAUGAAUCCGGUGUCCAUCUUGUUGUGUUAAUGAGGUAUGGCAACUUGGGCCGAUGCAUAUAUGUGCCUGGUCCUACGUUGUAGCUGACUGACUGACUGUUGGUCGUCCCAUGAUAUCUUCUUAUCCGGUGUUUUCCAUUCCAACUUUGGUAUUUAGGUCUCCCAUCAGAAUGGUCGAGUCAUUUGUUGAGCACUUCUCGAUGAUUGACUGCAGCCUAUCGUAGAAUUGAUCUUUAGCGUCUUCAAUGUAUUCGUCGGUAGGCGCAUAGCAUUGGAUGACGUUCAUUGUAAUACCCUCUUUCUUUGUUUUGAAGAAGGAUUUUAUGAUCUUGGGUCCAUGAGAUUCCUAUCCUAUAAGUGCAUUUUGUGCUUGUUUGGAUAGCAUAAAUGUAGCUCUUUGUGUAUGUGGAGCAUUUUCUUCUUCAUGGCCGGAGUAUAACAGAUGUUCCUUGUCGCUGUUGUCCAACCUGCGUCCAAUGUGUUUCACUGAUUCCAUGCACAUUCAUGUUGUAUCUCUUCAUUUCUGCAGCAAUUCGGAAGACUCUCCUGGUCGCCCACGUUGUACGAGCAUUCCAUUUACCUAAAUUAAUGAUUGCUCUGGUUGUCAGAAGGAGUAUCGGCCUCGUGACUUCCGAAGGAACUCGACUUUCACCAUGAGGCGUCAUAACUCUUCUAAAUGAAGACCUGACUCUCAGGGCAGAGUUUAGGUGGUUUGAAUUAUUUUUUUGGUUAGUUUUUUAUACGGGACGGGGUCGAUAGCCCAUUGCCCAGCCCUCUUCCUUUAUCCGGGGAGACGAACGGCAGUAGCCCCAUGGAGCUACAGGAGGAGUUAUCCUAGAUCAUAGAGGACUCAAAUAUUUUAGGUUUGUAAUGAAUUUGUUUCUUUAAAUGUUGGAAAAAGGAUAUUGUGAUAGAUAUGCAAUUAUAUAUUCAAAAAAAUCCCUACUGAGUUGCUGAAAUUUCGAUUUUGCUAGUACUUGGUUCAAGAUCGUAAAUCUGUUGAAUAGUUACCGAUAAAUGAUUGUGAAAUAUAAAAUUUAAAAAAAAUCUUGUACCUCAUAAUGUAAUGCUAUCAAUUCGCUGUUUAUUCCUAAUGAGGAUUUUUUAAAGUUUCUUUUUAGAAUUUGGCUGCAGCGACUGAAGAUGUAAAGGACUCACUAUCGAAUUUGGCUGAUGAUUUGGGAUGCAUUCUAAUUGACCAUUUACGACAAGUAGAUGCGAACUUCAACUUUAUGUCACCUGUCACUGCAACAUACGAUCUAGACACUCGAUUCAUGCUGAUGCUUGACAAGAGUAUGAUGCCUGAGUCUAACACAAACGAUACCAUACCUGUUAAGAAUGACUGGGUGAAGUUUGCCGCAACGGCCUCCGCAUACAUCUACAAAAAUGUUGGUGAAUUGGUUUCCAAACCCCUUCGAAAAUGGCUGGCGAAUGCUGCCAGUGCUGCAAUUCUCGCUGGUCUACUUGCAGAAGUGCCCGAAUCGUCGGAUUCAAAUGAACGAUCUGCUUCUGAUGGAGAAACACCUGUCGAACAAGUCUCCACACCUGAUAGAGUAGUGGAGAAUCGUCAAGAUGGUGCCUGGUACUAUGGCCGUUGGACCGUUGACAAUGUUGCUAGCAGUUGUGAAUUGAUGGAUGUAAUCGAUGUUGAAAUGACAGAUGCAUGUAUUCGAGUGAUGAUUGCUGCUGUUGUUAAUUAUUUCCAGGAGAACAGAUUCGCUCCAUGUGGGUUGUUGAGAGACAGUUAUGCAAGUGCGAUACUGAGAAGUGAUCUAAUGGAUAGGUAUGGGUUGACAAACGAACAUGAUAAAAUUGAAGCGAUGCGUAUUACUGGUAGUUGGGUCUCGAAACUGUAUGUGUUUCACAUGGCGACGAAGCAUCGUGAUUUGGAGCACCCAAUCAGACCUAUAAAUAAUGUUGGUUUGGUGCGUCCUCUGAAACUAGAUAUCAGUCAGUGUUUCGAGGACUUGACAGCUAGAUUUAUCCGUACACGAAUCGCACAUCAGAUUGCCAGUCGGAUGGUGCGAUCUGUGUGUAUAGUGUUUUUUGAAGAUUUGAAUGAAUUGAUUGAGUUGCGGAAGCUGUACCGUCAAAUAUCCAGUGAUCCAUUUUAUUAUCACUCUGACUGUGAAUAUUUGACGAAAUCAUCUCGACCGUCAGUCAGUGACAAGAUGAGUAGUAUAUUUGGUCGAUUGGUCACCUAUUUGAGUGUUUUUGAGCCAAAUAGUCAAUUGUUUGAUUAUCCACAGUUGAAAAUGAAUGGUAGAACUCGAGAACAACACUAUGUUGAUUACAGUAAGAAUUGGAAGAAGAUACUGGAGACGAUUUAUACAGAGUUGUAUAUGCCAAGUGGAAGUCAUUUAUUGGAUGUACUUAGAAGUAGAUGCAAGAUUGCAGAAAAUAUCCCACAAAAUGAAGAACUUCUGAGAGAAUGUUGGAAUGAAUAUGGUGUCAAUUCAAAUGCUCAACCGAUGAUUUUACGGUAAUUUAUACCUCCUCCCGUUGUUAUUCAUCAUAAACACUCGGACUUUGAAUGGUUUGUGCAUCAUUUAAAAAAAGCAUUUCAUUUUUAUCAAAGUCUUAUGUGUUUUAUACAAAUAAGAAUACAGAUUUUGUUUAUGUAUAGUUUGUGAAGAAGUCAGCAAUUAUAUUACUAAGUAUAAAGAAGUUUUACAAAAUUUAUCAAUCUAUUGAAGAUUUCCCUAUCUGUCAAUUGCGAAAGCGACCUCGUAUUGAUUAGUUCAUAGAAAUAUUCUAUAUCCAUCUUCUCGAACUCUUAUAAAAAGGCUUAUAGAUGUUCACUGGAUUGCUCUUGUUUAGGGCUGAGGAUUUCACAUUUUAUUCUUAGGGUUAGGAAUCAAGUGUUUGUGUUAUGAUGUAAAGGUAAUGUUCAACUUUGUCAUAGGCAAUCUAAAUAGUGAGAAUUAAGCAGUUAAUACGUUCAAGCUUAUUACUUCUAUUCUGUCAUGGAAAAGCAUAAUUUAGGGUCAUCUUUUUCAACAUAGUGAUCAAUGUAUGAAGGUAUUUUAGAGAUCGUUUGAUAUGAUUUCACGUAGUAGUCUAACUGGCUUUUUUAAAAAUUCUGAUUGGUUCUUCCUUAUAGUACACAUUCAGCAUCAACUGUUGUUAAACUUUAAAUGAUGUUUAGAAUUACAUUUAUAUUUUUCAUAUUUAUCACUCUUAAAUUUAUUCUGAUUGGAUCAAAAUGCAUGUUGCCCGUGUAGUUCAAACCAGUCGAAGUCUAUCGUUUUUAUCUUGACGAUUUGUAAUGACUUAACGGCUACGUGAUGAAAACUUAGUCAUCGACAGGACCUUGAUGUGCUAUGCUCUAUCUGCCUUAAUCUGUCCGUAGAAAUAAGG
Molecule: messenger RNA, 11752 nt
Organism: Schistosoma haematobium
Lineage: Eukaryota; Metazoa; Platyhelminthes; Trematoda; Strigeidida; Schistosomatidae
Exons: 2
Coding region: 9625-10878 (417 amino acids)
Source: RefSeq, a predicted model, not a curated record